AUGGGCGGCUACCUGUCGACAUUCUCGUCGCUGUUCUGGAAGAAGAAGGAGAUUCGGAUAUUGAUAUUGGGGCUUGACAACGCGGGCAAGACAACCCUAUUAUACAGAUUAAAGAUCGGCGAAGUCGUCACCACCGUCCCCACAAUCGGCUUCAACGUCGAAUCCGUAACGUACAAGAACCUAAAUUUCAACGUCUGGGACCUCGGCGGCCAAACCUCCAUCCGCCCCUACUGGCGCUGCUACUAUGCCAACACGGCCGCAGUCAUCUUCGUCAUCGACAGCACCGACAUCGAGCGCCUGUCGACGGCCGCCGAGGAGCUCGCCGCCAUGCUCAACGAGGAGGAACUCCGCGACGCGGCCCUGCUCGUCUUCGCAAACAAGCAGGAUCAACCCGGCGCGAAGGGGGCCGGGGAGAUCAGCGAGGCGCUAAGGUUGGGCGAACUGAAAGAUCGGAAUUGGAGUAUUGUCGCGUGCUCGGCGAUUGAUGGGCGGGGGAUUACAGAGGGCAUGGAUUGGUUGGUGCAGACGGUGAAUAAUGAGGCGUAAUCGGAUAGAGGAGAGAUGUUUGGGGUUUGGAUGUUUAGAUCGCGCGAUACCAGCAUGGUGGAGUUUGGGCGUCUUAUUUUCGGAUCUCAGAGAUACAUAUACGGUGGCGCUAGGAAAGAAUAUAAUAUAAAGGACUGUUGUCAUAAUAAUACUGAUCACACUUCGUUUCAAGACAUUGUUGACAGCUCCCCGCUAAAAAUCAUUGUAGGUAUCACAAAUGCAUAAACAUACCAACACAAAAUCCUCCGAAACCCUAGCAAAAUCCCAA
Molecule: messenger RNA, 814 nt
Organism: Westerdykella ornata
Lineage: Eukaryota; Fungi; Ascomycota; Dothideomycetes; Pleosporales; Sporormiaceae
Product: ADP-ribosylation factor family protein
Exons: 4
Coding region: 1-546 (181 amino acids)
Biological process (GO): vesicle-mediated transport; intracellular protein transport
Cellular component (GO): Golgi apparatus; cytoplasm
Molecular function (GO): GTPase activity; GTP binding
Source: RefSeq, a predicted model, not a curated record